CUCCCGUCUCGCGCCACAACGCCUCGUUCUCUCCGUGCGCUGCCGCCCCCACCUCGACGUUGUUGCCCGGCGGCCCCGGCCUCGCUCCACUCUGCGGCCGCACCACCAUGUAGCUGCAAGACCCACCCUAUCUCCGUGCGCCCCUCCCCGAUCCUUCUUCUUUGGCUCCCCCGCGCCGCCGCCAAGGAUAGCAGCCCGUCGCCGCCGCGGGAGCCGAUGCUCCUCCAAGGCCCCGCGCUCUUCGAGAGGCUCAUCCCGCAACUCAUGGAGGUGCCACAGCUCCGCCUGCGCGCAACGGAGCAGCCAUCCCGAAACCUCGCUCUGCCAUCCAUGGAGGAGCUUUGGAGUCCACAUCGGUGUUGCGCAGGGCACACCCGAGCAAGAAGGCGAGUGGGGCAGACGCUGCGCAGUUCCCUCCCGUCCCUGUUCUAGUUCCCAUGCCGCAGAGUGCACCAGCUAGUGGCCCAAAUGCAACGGGUGAUGUUGGCAUGGACGACGCCCACCACCUGCUCGACCAAAUUCCUCCAAGUGAUCCAAUGGCUAGUGGUGGUUCCUUUGUGGGUAUGCUGAGUGAUGAUGUUGGUAUAGAUGAGCGCCAAAGUCCAAGUGGUGUGCUGUACCAAGGGCAUGUGAGUAAUUGAUCCCUUGCUAAUUUUCAUCGCGAUUGCUCAUAAUAUAUUGCUAACAUAAUAUAUUGCUAACUAAUACUUGCUCAAUUUGGUAGACGUGCUGAGCUAGAGUAGCUUCUUUGUUGUCCCAGCAUGUGGUCUGAUCUAAUUUGAUUGAAAUAAAAAAUAGGCUAUCGCCAUAUAUAUUGGAUAUACACAUUGCUGAUGUUUCUGCACUGCAAUAUGAAAAAGUCAUAUCGUUUAGUUCUACCAUAUUGUUGUCAUAUUCAUGUGUGAGUUAAUCAGGACGUUUAAUUAUUUUUCCUUUUUGUGCAGAUGAAUUCACUUCUUGAUUUGUUUUUUGACGAUGAGUCCGAUGAGUCUGAUGAUGACUUCGAGAUGGCAGCAGUUUUGAUUGCUGAGAUGGAGAGGAAUAAGCAGCCCAAGCAUGGUGGUUCCAUGCAAGGGCGUGAGGCGACGGUUCAGGAUGUCUAAGGCGUUAUUCUUGCGAAUUGCAGCCGCUGUGGAGGCUCAUUGUCCAUAUUUCUAGCAGAAAAGGAAUGCUGCUGGGGACCUUGGACAUAGUUCUCUUAAGAAGAUUACUGCAGCACUGCGCAUGCUCGCUUAUGGUGUUCCUGCUGAUUCUCUUGAUGAUUGGCUUCAUAUUGCAGAAAGCACUAUUAUUCUGAGUUUGAAGAAGUUUGUGAAAGCAGUGAUUGAAAUCUAUGGACAGCGAUACUUGCGAGCACCAGAUGCAGAGGACACUGCAAGACUUAUGCAAAUGGGUGAAGCAAGGGGGUUCCGUGGUAUGCUUGGAUCCAUCGAUUGCAUGCACUGGAAGUGGAAAAAUUGUCCCGCAGCAUGGCAUGGGCAGUUCACUGGACAUUGUCAUGAUCCAACGAUUAUUCUUGAAGCUGUUGCAUCAUAUGAUCUAUGGUUUUGGCAUGCAUACUUUGGGUUGCCUGGCUCUCACAAUGACAUUAACGUCCUGCAAAGGUCCCAUUUGUUUGCACGGCUAGCUACUGGCGAUGCUCCACCAGUAAACUUUGAAGUCAAUGGCCAUCACUACACAAUGGGGUACUAUCUUGCAGAUGGCAUAUAUCCUUCAUGGUCCACAUUUGUCAAGACAAUAAGAAACCCCCAGGGUAACAAGAGAGCGCACUUUGCCCAAGCUCAAGAAGCAGCUAGGAAGGACAUUGAAAGAGCAUUUGGGGUGUUGCAAUCAAGGUUUGCAAUUGUCCGUGGACCUGCAAGAUUUUGGGACCAAAAGACCCUGGGGCGUAUCUUGACAGCAUGUGUGAUCAUGCAUAACAUGAUAAUAGAGGAUGAGAGAGGCCAACCGGAAGACUUCAACUAUGAGCAUGUGGGAACACGUGUGGUCCCUGAGAAGGAUGAGAACCGGAUCAAGAGAUUUCUCGAAGUGCAUCGCAAGAUUGAAGAUAGAGAGGCGCAUGAUCAACUCCGUGAUGACCUUGUUGAACAUUUGUGGCAAGUUCAUGGACAAUAGUUUUCUUCUCGUUGGAUUAGGAUUAUCUAGUUUAUUGUUUGCUUAUUUUCUACAAAGGGCAUUCACCAAGGUUAAGAAUUGUAGCAGUUCUCCAAAUAACCUUGAUGAACAUUGUGGUUUGCUACUGCCUGCUACUAGGUUGUACUGCUUUUUUUUUUGGGAAAAAACACUUGCCGACCUGCUGUUUGGAA
This is a messenger RNA of Panicum virgatum (switchgrass), 2306 nucleotides long. RefSeq lists its product as uncharacterized. The record is from RefSeq and is a predicted model, not a curated record. Lineage: Eukaryota; Viridiplantae; Streptophyta; Magnoliopsida; Poales; Poaceae. The transcript is spliced from 3 exons. The coding region runs from base 1225 to 2115 and encodes 296 amino acids.